AUGCCACCGAAGAAGAAGGAAGCCGAGGCGUCGAGGAUCUUGUUGGGUCGACCAAAGGGGACUUUGAAGAUGGGUUUGGUUGGAUUGCCUAACGUGGGGAAGUCUACUACUUUUAAUUUGUUAUGCAAGCAGGCGGUGCCGGCAGAGAACUUUCCAUUUUGUACGAUUGAUCCGCAUGAGGCUCGUAUGAGUGUGCCUGAUGAGCGGUUCAGUUGGUUAGCAGAGUACUACAAGCCUAAAAGCGAGCAGUCCGCUACUUUGGCGAUUUUCGACAUAGCUGGACUUGUUCCUGGCGCUGCUGAAGGAGAGGGUUUAGGUAAUGCCUUUCUUUCGCAUAUCCAAGCAGUGGAUGGUAUUUACCAUGUGGUACGUGCGUUUGAGGAUGAGGAUGUGAUUCAUACACAGGGUGACGUGGAUCCAGAUAUGGAGCGUGCUCGCAAACGUUAUGAAGAUUUGGUUAAAUUGACGGCUCGAGGUCAGGAUAAAGGGAAGAAGGCUGAAUGUGAGAUGAUGAAGGAAAUUUUGGACCAUUUAGAAUCCGGUAAAUGGAUAUCUUCAGGUCGCAGUUGGAGUAACAAGGAGGUGGAAUAUUUAAAUGAUAUCCAGUUCCUGACCGCUAAGCCAAUUGUUUAUCUUGUUAAUCUAUCUGAGCACGACUUUAUUCGACAGAAAAACAAAUACUUACUAAAAAUACACAACUGGGUCAAGGAUAACCUACCCGGACCUAUCGUACCCUACUCAGCCAAUUUUGAGGCGAAACUUGCCGAACUUGAAACACCAGAGGAACGAAACAAGUACAUCACACAUAGCGGAGCUAAAGGCUCCCAACUUGACAAAAUUAUUAACACCGGAUAUGAAACACUCAACCUAAUCCACUACUUCACCUGCGGUAAAGAUGAAGUCAAGUGCUGGACCAUCCGCGCCGGCACUAAGGCUCCCCAAGCAGCAGGAAUCAUUCACUCCGACAUGGAGAACGGCUUUAUUUGCGCCGAAGUUACCAAAUUCGAGGACCUCAAGGAACUCGGCUCCGAAUCUGCCUGCAAAGUUGCCGGUAAAGUUGCCACCAAGGGUAAAGAUUAUCUUGUCGAAAACGGAGACGUACUCUUCUUCAAAUUCAACCCAUCCGGCGGCGGCGGCGGCAAGAAGUAA
Messenger RNA from Gregarina niphandrodes, 1149 nucleotides. RefSeq names its product putative GTP-binding protein. Gene Ontology annotation, molecular function: GTP binding; ATP hydrolysis activity; ATP binding. Lineage: Eukaryota; Apicomplexa; Conoidasida; Eugregarinorida; Gregarinidae. The transcript has 2 exons. Gene Ontology annotation, cellular component: cytoplasm. Bases 1 to 1149 code for a protein of 382 amino acids. The record is from RefSeq and is a predicted model, not a curated record.